Molecule: messenger RNA, 1050 nt
Organism: Carlito syrichta (Philippine tarsier)
Lineage: Eukaryota; Metazoa; Chordata; Mammalia; Primates; Tarsiidae
Gene: HEBP1
Product: heme binding protein 1
Exons: 4
Coding region: 77-646 (189 amino acids)
Source: RefSeq, a predicted model, not a curated record
CCGCUGCUGGCGUCCGCGCUGACCGCCGGCCUGCUUGUCCCCGUCGCCCGUGCGCCCGCAGCUCCUCGGCGACAGCAUGCUGGGCGUGAUCCGGAACUCGCUGUUCGGGAGCGUAGAGACGUGGCCUUGGCAGGUCCUGAGCAAAGGGGGCAAGGAAGACAUCUCCUAUGAGGAAAGGGUUUGUGAAGGAGGGAAGUUCGCCACAGUAGAAGUGACAGAUAAGCCUGUGGAUGAAGCUCUACGGGAAGCAAUGCCCAAAGUUGUGAAAUACGUGGGGGGCACCAAUGACAAGGGAAUUGGAAUGGGGAUGACUGUCCCUAUUUCCUUUGCUGUGUUCCCCAGUGAAGAUGGCUCCCUGCAGAAGAAACUAAAAGUCUGGUUCCGGAUUCCAAACCAAUUUCAAAGCGACCCACCAGUUCCCAGUGACGAAAGCAUCAAGAUCGAAGAGAGGGAAAGCAUCACCGUCUAUUCCACGCAGUUUGGUGGUUAUGCCAAGGAAGCAGACUACGUAGCUCAUGCCACUCAGCUGCGUGCUGCCCUGGAGGGCACAGCCACCUACCAGAGGGAUAUCUACUUCUGCACCGGAUAUGACCCUCCCAUGAAGCCCUACGGACGGCGCAAUGAGGUCUGGCUGUUGAAGACAUGAGUGACUCACUGAGCCGAGAACUUCCUGGAAGUGUGCCUCUGUGUCUCCUUACUCAGGGGGCAAGAGGGGACAAUGCUUCCCAAGUUCCAACUGCAAUUCUAGUUAACUAACUUUCUCUCAAAGCCAGUUACUGCCAAUUUUCUGAAAUAAGUAUGUUCCAGAUACUGAGAUUCUUUUCUCAUGGUGGGAAAUAAUUCAGCCAAAAUAGGCAGGAUCCUUCUUAUUGAUUUAGAAAAUUCUGUGGUAGACCAGAAAAACCCUGGCAGCAUUUUUCCAGCCAUCUGGGUCACUAAAAACUGAUUUUCUAAAAUUAUUGAAUUUGUAUUUUUGCUAUUAAGGGGAAAAUAUGAUUUUUGCAUGAGCUUUCUUCUGUGAUUCUUAUAAGAGCUUUGUCUAUAGAAAAA